Molecule: messenger RNA, 3087 nt
Organism: Menidia menidia (Atlantic silverside)
Lineage: Eukaryota; Metazoa; Chordata; Actinopteri; Atheriniformes; Atherinopsidae
Source: the annotation of a GenBank genome assembly
CCAGCGCGUUCUUAUAAGAGCCCGUCGUUAGCUUAAUGGCUAGCUUGGCUGGAUGUCGCUUGAUUUCUCGGUAGCUGCACGGGGUUCCCACUUGUCAGCACAAACGGCCAUUAAAUUGGCACACCACACGGACCACAAGUCGCAGGACUGGUGUGUGAUUUCCUGUUUCCAGAUGGACCAGCAGGACCAGUCCUAUAUGUUUGCAAGUCUGACACGGCCCCACUCGGAGCAGCUGCUGCAAGGCCUCCAGCUCUUGCGGCAGGAUCAUGAACUAUGUGACAUUGUUCUGCGAGUGGGCGAUGCCAAGAUCCAUGCUCACAAAGUAGUGCUCGCCAGUAUCAGUCCCUACUUCAAGGCCAUGUUCACGGGAAACCUUUCGGAAAAGGAGACCGCUGAGGUGGAGUUCCAGUGCAUCGAUGAGACUGCUCUGCAGGCUAUUGUGGAGUACGCUUACACCGGCACGGUAUUUAUCUCCCAGGAAACGGUGGAAUCUCUGCUGCCAGCUGCCAAUUUGCUGCAAGUUAAGCUUGUGCUUAAGGAGUGCUGCUCCUUCCUGGAGAGCCAGCUGGACGCCGGGAACUGCAUAGGGAUCUCGCGCUUUGCCGAGACCUACGGCUGCCACGAGCUGUGCCUGGCCGCCACCAAGUUCAUCUGCGAGAACUUCGAGGAGGUCUGCCAGACGGAGGAGUUCUUCGAGCUGACGCGGGCCGAGCUGGACGAGAUCGUGUCCAACGACUGCCUGAAGGUGGUGACGGAGGAGACGGUGUUCUUCGCCCUGGAGUCGUGGAUCAAGUACGACGUGACGGAGCGGCAGCAGCACCUGGCCCAGCUGCUGCACUGCGUCCGCCUGCCGCUGCUCAGCGUCAAGUUCCUCACCCGCCUGUACGAGGCCAACCACCUCAUACGGGACGACCACGCCUGCAAGCACCUGCUCAACGAGGCCCUCAAGUACCACUUCAUGCCCGAGCACCGGCUGUCCUACCAGACCGUGCUGUCGGCGCGGCCCAGAUGCGCGCCCAAGGUGCUGCUCGCCGUGGGAGGCAAGGCGGGACUGUUUGCCACGUUGGAAAGCAUGGAAAUGUAUUUCCCCCAGACGGACUCGUGGAUCGGCCUGGCCCCGCUCAGCGUCCCCCGGUACGAGUUCGGCGUGGCGGUGCUGGACCACCGGGUGUACGUGGUGGGCGGCAUCGCCACGCACAUGCGGCAGGGCAUCAGCUACCGGAGGCACGAGAGCACGGUGGAGAGCUGGGACCCGGAGAGCAACACCUGGUCCUCGGUGGAGCGCAUGGCCGAGUGCCGCAGCACGCUGGGGGUGGUGGUCCUGGCCGGGGAGCUGUACGCGCUGGGCGGCUACGACGGCCAGUACUACCUGCAGUCCGUGGAGAAGUACGUCCCCAAGCUGAAGGAGUGGCAGCCCGUGGCGCCCAUGACCAAGUCCCGCAGCUGCUUCGCCACGGCCGUGCUGGACGGCAUGGUCUACGCCAUCGGGGGCUACGGCCCAGCGCACAUGAACAGCGUGGAGAGGUACGACCCCAGCAAGGAUGCCUGGGAGAUGGUGGCCCCCAUGGCAGACAAGAGGAUCAACUUCGGAGUGGGUGUCAUGCUGGGGUUCAUAUUUGUGGUGGGUGGACACAACGGGGUCUCCCACUUAUCCAGCAUUGAGAGGUAUGAUCCCCAUCAGAACCAGUGGACAGCCUGCCGGCCAAUGAACGAACCCAGAACUGGUGUGGGCUCUGCCAUCGUGGACAACUACCUCUAUGUGGUGGGCGGCCACUCGGGGUCCUCCUAUCUGAACACUGUCCAGCGCUACGACCCCAUCUCGGACAGCUGGUCGGACUCCAGCGGCAUGAUGUACUGCCGCUGUAACUUUGGCCUGACGGCCCUUUGACCCAUGGCCCGUCCAGCUAGAACCCGAACCACUUAGAAACCGAGACUUUUCUUUUUAGUUGUCUCCUCUUCUUUCCCCACGCUCAUCCUCCAGGUGCAGGUGAACCUCACCGCACCCUUACAGGACCAUCGGAGGAAGGGCCGGCUGGCCGGACGCGCGGGCCCAGCCGGCUGGCCAGACGAGGGCCGCGGUCAGGAUGGCGGCGAGAGCCCUGGCUCUGCGGGGGGGCACACGUGUUCGGAUGGCCGUUACCGCGGAUACGGAUUGCCGCUCUGCUGCCGCUUGACUCCAAUGAGGACUUUGAGCCAUGUCCAAGAGGAUUGUGGGAAAUAUCUGGUUGUUGUUUCGGAGCUUUAUGUUAGCAGAGACCUUUUUUUUUUUGUUUGUUUGUUUGUUUUUUGUUUAACCCUUCUGUCUUUAAGUUUUAAACUUAAGUCUUUUCGUCUUAUUUCGCCGCUGCGAUCCGAACUACAGGUUCAGAAUUUGUAGGACGCUGCAGUCUGCUUGUGUAUCUGUAUGAACAUGUGGUGGUUGGCUGUGUAGCGUGUGUGUCCGUGUGUAUGCCGGAUGGGGGUACGUGCAUGUCAGAUAGGACUCUUUGUUUUGUUCAAGCUCAGCGGCAGAGUUCUGCGUCCAAGUUUGCUUCACAUAAAAAAAAAAAAAGAAGAGCAGAGGUGGAUUCUUUAUAUUUUUCUCAAUAAGGGCUGCCUUUCUUUUGUAAAUAGUCUAAAUGAAGUAUAUAGACAUGAGUAUAUCCUCUAGUACAUUGCCUGUAAAUGUUUAUCUGCACUGGGUCACUAACCUGCGUAGUUUGUAUGUUUGCCACUCGUCUUUGUUUCAUCCUCCGGCAAUUUAAAGCAAAAAAAACAAACAAAAAAACACAAUAAUCCCCGUGUUCCAGCAUCUGUUACAUGUUUCUGGGGUCGGAUCACUCGAUACUCUUGAUAAUGGUCUUUUAGUAACACGUUUCACCACCUUUUGGUCUGUAUGCAAUACUGACUGGUGCUAUAUUUAGGACUCAGCUGUUUGUGUUGCUUUACGCAGUCUGUCGACCUUUGUCUGGACUCUGCUACGUUGUUUUGUUUUUUUUGUGCUUCAUGUGCACUUUUAAAUGCCUAGACUCUAAACAACCCCUCUCCAUGCAAUAAGAUAACUCAUUUAAAAAAGGGAACGCAGGUUGUUGCACAGCCACAAACUUC